Molecule: messenger RNA, 1844 nt
Organism: Ricinus communis (castor bean)
Lineage: Eukaryota; Viridiplantae; Streptophyta; Magnoliopsida; Malpighiales; Euphorbiaceae
Product: lanC-like protein GCL2
Exons: 7
Coding region: 107-1321 (404 amino acids)
Biological process (GO): peptide modification; carbohydrate metabolic process
Cellular component (GO): plasma membrane
Source: RefSeq, a predicted model, not a curated record
GGCUUUGUGCAACCGUAAAGCAAAAUUCUUAAGAAAUCAAAAAGCUUCUUUCUUUAUAAUCUUUAUCCAUUAAAGUUGAGAUUAAGGAGCUUCAAGAAAAAUAAAGAUGGCCGAUCGAUUCUUUCCUAAUAUAAUGCCAGAUUUUGUAACAGAAGCAGCAGCAGCAGCAACUGAGGACAGUAGUACUGGGGAUUCUCUAAUGAAGCUUUUAUCCAUGCCUUACCCUUCUCUUUCCCAACGGUUUCAAAGAGCUGGCUUGGAUCUUAAAGAAACUAUAGUGAUGGAAACAUGGGGAUUGAGUGGGCAGAGUGUGCAAGACUUCACUCUUUACAGUGGCACGCUUGGCAGUGCUUUCUUGAUUUUUAAAAGCUACCAAGUUACCAACAAUAAAAAUGAUCUCUUCCUUUGUUUACAGAUUGUUAAGGCCUGUGACUCUGCUUCUCCUGCUUCUAGGGAUGUGACAUUUUUAUGUGGGAGAGCUGGUGUUUGUGCUCUUGGGGCUGUAGCAGCAAAGUAUGCCAAUGAUCAAGAUUUGCAAAAUUACUAUCUCAACCAGUUUGGAGAGGUUAAGUUGUCAAAAAAUCAUCCUGAUGAAUUACUGUACGGAAGGAGUGGCUACUUGUGGGCUUGUUUGUUCAUAAACAAACAUAUUGGCGAAGGCACUAUCCCUCAUACAACUAUUCGUGCAGUCACAGUUGAGAUUAUCAAGAAUGGAAGGGCACUGGCCAAGAAAGGGGGAUGCCCGUUGAUGUAUGAAUGGUAUGGGGAAAGGUACUGGGGUGCUGCUCAUGGAUUGGCAGGCAUUAUGCAUGUUCUGAUGGAUGCAGAGCUGAAACUUGAUGAAGUUGAGGAUGUCAAGGGCACUCUUAAAUAUAUGAUCAACAAUCGAUUUCCCAGUGGAAACUAUCCUGCUAGUGAAGAAGAUUGGAAGAGGGAUGUUCUUGUGCAUUGGUGUCAUGGAGCUCCUGGGAUUGCCCUGACACUUGUCAAGGCUGUUCAGGUGUUUGGAGAUAAAGAAUUUCUGCAAGCUGCAGUAGAUGCAGCAGAGAUAGUUUGGAACCGCGGGCUACUCAAGCGAGUUGGUAUUUGCCAUGGAAUCAGUGGGAACACAUAUGUAUUCCUCGCUUUGUAUCGAAUGACAGGCAGCAUUGAAUUUUUAUACAGAGCCAAAGCAUUUGCCAGUUUUCUACUUGAUAGAGCACACAAACUUAUAUCAGCAGGAGAGAUGCAUGGAGGUGAUAGCCCCUACUCACUGUUUGAAGGAAUUGGAGUAGGAAACACUUUCGGGAGCUGCAACCGCCAGGCACUGGAACUCGACUAAUCUUGCAUCAGCCAGCCGUCCGUUUACUCGAUUCCAGUGUUCUUUCGACUAUAAUGUUCGCCGUCUAGUGUUCGCGGCAAUGGACUGUUCUUCCACCACCAUAACUUCUUAAACCUCUCGCCUCACGGCUGCAUUAGCGCAACCAGUAAAACAAUAGAGAAAGACCCACUCAAUGCCACAAGAAAAAUAGAGAUAUUCAAGUCAUUAAAGAACCGGGCUGUAUAAAAUAUACUUUCACUCUUGAAACCGCUAGAUCAACGCUGGAAACCCCAUGAUUUCUGUUGGUUUUAAUUGCUUUCUAAUUACAGUUUUUCUUUUUCUACUUUUGGAACUUACGAGGAAAAUAGCUCACGAAACUGUGUUAGUAAAAACUAAACUCAGUUGCUGUUUUCUCUGUAAAUACAAAGGAUUUGUAUUUUAAUAAUGUAUUGAUAUGGCAAGUAAAUUAGGUUGUAAAAAGAUGGUUAGUCCGUCAAAAGUUCAAAUUGACGAUAGUAUAAAAUACUUUUAAUUUUUAUGACAA